This is a messenger RNA of Solanum pennellii, 1377 nucleotides long. RefSeq names its product galactolipase DONGLE, chloroplastic-like. The coding region runs from base 1 to 1377 and encodes 458 amino acids. Gene Ontology annotation, cellular component: chloroplast. Gene Ontology annotation, biological process: jasmonic acid biosynthetic process. The transcript has a single exon. Gene Ontology annotation, molecular function: glycerophospholipid phospholipase A1 activity. The record is from RefSeq and is a predicted model, not a curated record. NCBI's taxonomy places the organism in Eukaryota, Viridiplantae, Streptophyta, Magnoliopsida, Solanales, Solanaceae.
AUGUUACCAAAUAUGAAAAUAUUUACAUUUUCAAGUGAGUUUCUACCUAAGUCAUGUUUGGUCAAAGGAAAUGAGGUGAAAUUAUCAACAUCAAGAUUGACACUAUUGGCUUGUACUAUGCCUACCACUACCACAUUUAGUCAUAGUAAUAGUAGUAGUAAUAUUAAUAAUAAUAAAUUAGCUACCAUGUGGAGAGAAAUUCAAGGAUCAAGAAAUUGGGAAAAUUUAGUGAAUCCAUUGGAUUCACUUCUACAAGAGGAGAUUAUUAGGUAUGGUGAGUUUGUUGUUGCAUGUUACAAUGCUUUUGAUCUUGAUCCAAAUUCAAAAAGAUACUUAAAUUGUAAGUAUGGAAAAAAUAGUAUGUUAAGUAAAGUAGGGUUAGGAAAAUCAGGCUAUGAAAUAACAAAGUACAUUUAUGCAACUACAAACAUAAAUGUUUUAUCCAUUGGUCAAAAUUCAUCACCAUCUAGUGGUAGAUGGAUAGGUUAUGUUGCAAUUUCAAAUGAUGAAGAAACUAAGAGAUUGGGCAGGAGAGAUGUGCUCAUCACAUUUCGAGGAACGGUUACUAAUCCUGAAUGGAUAGCUAACUUGAUGAGCACGUUAUCUCCUGCCCGUCUUGAUCCUAGUAACCUCAGGCCUGAGGUUAAGGUUGAAGCUGGAUUUUUGAGUUUGUAUACCUCGAAUGAGGGUGAAAGGUUUGGUCUAACAAGUUGUCGUGAACAAUUACUUUCUGAGAUAGGAAGAGUUAUAAAUAUGUAUAAAAACGAAGAAAUAAGUAUAACUAUUGGUGGACAUAGCAUGGGGAGUGCAUUGGCCCUUUUACUAGCAUAUGACAUCGCAGAAUUAGGGUUGAACAAACAUGCAACCACAAAAAGACGUGAUCAACUAUAUAAAUCAUCAGUAUCAGAGUUGGUAUCAGAGCCAGUAUCAGAGUCAGAAAGUAGCAACAUAUCAGUUACAGUAUUUUCUUUUGGAGGUCCCAGAGUUGGUAACUCAGGUUUUAAAGAAAGAUGUGAAGAGCUAGGUGUAAAAGUAUUGAGAAUCGUGAACGUGAAUGACCCUAUCACAAAGCUUCCUGGUGUUCUUCUAAACGAGAACUUUAGGGUUUUUGGUGGGAGAUACGAGGUACCCUGGAGUUAUUCAUGUUAUACUCAUAUUGGAGUUGAAAUCUUGUUAGAUUUCUUUAACAUGCAAAACCCUUCAUGUGUACAUGACUUAGGAACUUAUCUCAAUUUGAUUAAAAGUCGUCAUCAUCAUCAUCACAAGAGCUUGCAAGUUCAAAGAGGAGAACAUGAAGACAUUUUCUUUAAUAUAGCAAAGGAGUUUUUCCUUUUAAUGCUUUACUAUGGAGAGUUUUUGCCAUUGAUCAUUUGGUGA